UUAUCUAAGCUUCAUAUAUUCUCAAGUGCAGCAAAUUGCGGAAUCGUUUAUGACUAUGGAAUUUGUGAUAAUUUUGGCAACGAAAUUCACUAUCGUAUUCACGCUUGUGUCCUCAAGUAUAUUAAUAGGCACAAAACUCCGCCAACAAAAAUAUUAUCACAGAUUAUGUUGUUUCUAACUCGUGCUAAAAAAAGCUAUUUCGGUUCUGAGUUUAAUCUAAGAGAUGAAACAGAUGAUGAAAUCAUGCAAGAUGUCAACUCAACGAUGACUGAUUUGGCUACUCUGGUCCAUGAUGGAAUCCUCGAAAGUGAUAGCGAGCAACUAUUCACCAGAAUAGUACAAAUGUGUCUUGAAGCGAUUUUAGAUAUUUUAAGAGAAUUAUCUCAGCAUUACAAAUCACUCUUUCGAAUUGCUCAUCAUUAUUUUCUGACUGAAGACUAUCAAUUCUCACAAAAGAUACUUUCAGGUAGUUUUCUAUUUCCACCUAAUUCACAAGGGUCUACAUCAAAUGGGGAAAUUUCAACUGUUUCAGAAUACAGGCAUAGGUUUGAUGGUCUUUUUGACUUGACUAGAGAUUGGGACGUACUCCCUGAUCUAAUGGACCUAGAUGCGAUAUUUGACAGACCAGGAAGUUUUAUUACUCAUAUGCUUCGAUCGACUCAGUUAUUGAUUAAUGUAAACAAGAAUUUGGGAGAUGCUGAACAAUUGUUCAAAAUCACAAUGCUUCUGAGCUCAGAAGCAUUUGAAGAAUAUCUUUGUGAAACCGAUCAGGAAAAUCUUGGAAAGCAAGCAAUGGAACAUUGUUUCAACAUUCACGAAAGUCGCAUUGCAAAAGCAAAAGGAAAUCGUAACAAUUUAGAUCAAAUAAAAGUUGAUAUAAGGAGAAUUUGUAACAAAUUGAUGGAAUAUCCUAUCUAUAAACAACAGGCUCAACAAUUUCUCGAAAAACACGACGAAUGUAUAACAAUUGAUUAAUUGUAUUGAUCGAUUAAUAUAAGCAACAGACUCAACAAUUUCUCGAAAAACGUCGAAUUUGUAACAAUUGAUUAAUUUUAUUAAUUGAUUUCCAUGAUCUUUGGUUUUCUCGAAAGAAACUCACCGAACUUUUGAAAUUUCCAUAAUUCCACUUCAUCGAAUCAAUAAUUGAUCAACGUUCUCCUUUAAAUGGGCCAUCAAAAAUUUGAAUCUAUGGUAUAUGAUAAGCUCUAAGAACCAGAUAAACAAAUAUUCCAAUUAAAUUGUAAUUAAGAAUAAAAUUUCUGGUAAUUAAAUAAUUUGAUUCGAA
Molecule: messenger RNA, 1285 nt
Organism: Panonychus citri (citrus red mite)
Lineage: Eukaryota; Metazoa; Arthropoda; Arachnida; Trombidiformes; Tetranychidae
Exons: 2
Coding region: 166-975 (269 amino acids)
Biological process (GO): chromatin organization
Cellular component (GO): nucleus
Molecular function (GO): nucleosome binding
Source: RefSeq, a predicted model, not a curated record